Messenger RNA from Schistosoma rodhaini, 315 nucleotides. Lineage: Eukaryota; Metazoa; Platyhelminthes; Trematoda; Strigeidida; Schistosomatidae. The record is from the annotation of a GenBank genome assembly.
AUGUCGGUGAGUGCAUACUCACCUUGCAGCAACUUCAAAUUGAUUAACAUCUGCCGCGCCGUCAGGAACUUGUUGGUCGACACAGCUGUUUCCCCGAAAAAACAGUUUGUGAUCUACAGGAAAAGAAUUAUCUCAAAUACAACUCGUAGUACAACUAUUCACGUUAGAUGGGAUAUAUUACUUUUUCUAACGCCCAUAUCUUGGUCUGUAUACGUCGGAUUCCUGUUGGCAAUAGUCCUGAAGUGGACCAGAGGCGGUUGUGAUUAUAAGGUUAUUACCAUAUAUCCACCGCAUAAAGCUUUUGGGAGUAUAUGA